Molecule: messenger RNA, 7443 nt
Organism: Trichechus manatus latirostris (Florida manatee)
Lineage: Eukaryota; Metazoa; Chordata; Mammalia; Sirenia; Trichechidae
Gene: RPGR
Product: retinitis pigmentosa GTPase regulator
Exons: 15
Coding region: 132-1910 (592 amino acids)
Biological process (GO): protein ubiquitination; ubiquitin-dependent protein catabolic process
Cellular component (GO): cytoplasm
Molecular function (GO): ubiquitin protein ligase activity
Source: RefSeq, a predicted model, not a curated record
CAGGAGUGUCGCUAUGGGGGUCCUCGGGGAUUCCGCCGACCGCGACGGGGCUGAGCUGCUACUUUAGGUGCAACCGAGUCGCCCCCGCCGCCCUCUCGGCCCAGGCGCCGGCUCCCUGUACCGUCCCGGGCAUGGCGGAGCCCCACGAGUUGGUGCCCGAUUCUGGUGCUGUGUUUACCUUUGGAAAAACCAAAUUUGCUGAAAAUGUUCCUAGCAAGUUCUGGUUUAAAAAUGAUAUACCUGUAUAUCUUUCAUGUGGAGAUGAGCAUACUGCUCUUAUUACAGGAAAUAAUAAACUUUACAUGUUUGGCAGUAACAACUGGGGCCAGUUAGGAUUAGGAUCGAAAUCAGCUGUCUACAAACCAACCUGUGUCAGAGCUUUAAAACCUGAAAAAGUGACAUUUGCUGCCUGUGGAAGGAACCACACCCUGGUUUCAACAGAAGAAGGCAAUGUAUAUGCAACUGGAGGAAACAAUGAAGGACAGCUGGGACUUGGUGAUACUGAAGAGAGAAACUCUUUUCAUCUAAUUAGCUUUUUUACAUCCCAACAUAAGAUCAAACAGCUGUCUGCUGGUUCUAACACUUCAGCUGCAUUAACUGAGGAUGGAGAACUUUUUAUGUGGGGUGACAAUUCUGAAGGACAAAUUGGUUUAAACAAUAUAUCUAAUGUGUGUGUCCCUCAUCAAGUGACCAUUGGGAAACCUAUCUCCUGGAUAUCUUGUGGCUAUUACCAUUCAGCCUUUGUAACAACGGAGGGUGAACUGUACACAUUUGGAGAACCUGAGUGUGGGAAGUUAGGUCUUCCCAGUGAGCAGCUGAUCAGUCACAGAAAACCCCAGCUGGUAUCUGGAAUUUCCGAGAAAGUGAUCCAAGUAGCUUGUGGUGGAGGGCACACUGUGGUUCUCACAGAGAAAGCAGUGUACACCUUUGGGCUGGGACAGUUUGGCCAGUUGGGUCUUGGCACUUUUAUUUUUGAAGCAUCAGAACCGACUGUCCUUGAGUAUGUUAAGGACCAGAAAAUACGUCAUGUUUCCUGUGGAGAAAAUCACACAGCUUUGAUAACAGAUGUAGGGCAUAUGUAUACUUUUGGAGAUGGUCGACAUGGAAAAUUAGGACUUGGACUGGAGAAUUUUACCAACCAGUUCAUUCCCACUUUGUGCUCUAAUUUUCUGAAGUUUAUAAUUCAUUUGGUUGCUUGUGGCGGAUGUCACAUGCUAGUUUUUGCCAUUCCACGACGUGAUGCGGUAGAAGACAUUUGCAUUGAGGAAAUAGAUGAUUCUUGCUUAUCUCCAGUGGCUUCUCUGCCUGUGGGUGAUUCGGCCUCAGGAAGUAUACUACAAGGAACUUUAUCAGCCCGUGUUAGGCGAAGAGAGAGGGGAAAAUCCCCAGAGUCUAUCCAAAUGACACGUGCACUACCUCCAACAGAAGGGACUCUGGCAUCAGCUGAUUCUUUUUCUGCCAGUUCAGUCCCUUUCCGGUUGUCUACAAGUAACCUGCCAGAGAGAACCGUAUCUGGAAAGGAUAGCCCCAUGGAGCCAAUGGAACCAGAUUAUUUUCAAGAUAAAAUGACCAAAGAAAAAGAGACAGACAGUUCUUCAGUAGCGAACUCAGAAAACCUUGGAGAAACUACUGAUAUCUUAAAUAUGACACAUGUGAUGAGCCUGAAUUCCAAUGACAAGUCAUUAAAAUUAUCACCAGUUCAAAAACAAAAGAAACAAGAAACAAUUGAGAAACUGGAGAAACAUGCAGCUCAUACUGGAAAUGAUAGUAAUGAAUAUGAAUCUGAAGAGAUUUCCAAAAAAAUGAAAGAAGGGAAAACAUAUAAACAACUUUUGGCACAAGGGAUAUUCAUGAUGCAAACAACAGUGACUUCGGAAACAUUUUCAGAUGAGGACCCAGUUAACGUCUAGGGAGAUGGCAAUAUAUCUAAUAUGAUGGAGAUAUUAAGGUAAAUCUGGAAGUAUGUAAAACUUUAUUCAUUGGUCAGGCAAAGCCCCUCAUUGGGCCUCAGUUUCCUCAUCUGUAAAAUGGAGUGGAUUCCAUGAGAUGAUGACUAAAGUCCCUUCUAACUCUUAAAUUCUUUCUGACAGUCUGGUUUGUUCUCUCAUGUUUGUUAUUUGCGUAAGAAAAAAUUUUAAGCAAGGAAAAUUGCACUUUAAAAUUAAGCUAGUUUUCUAUAAAAUCUUAUUCUUUACUCUUAAAAAAACAUGACAGCUUUAAAGUCUCUUGUCAUCUGUUGUCCUGUAUUUCCAAACUCCUAUGAUUUCUGAGCUUAUCGAGCUUUAACUGUACUGUCAGAACCUUCAUUCCCAGUAUCUAUUAUGUGCUCUCAAUGUAUUCUUCAUUGACUCUUCUGUACUUGUUUGUUGCUUGUCAGAAUGUUCCAAGUAAAAUAAAAAUUAAAUGUGUACAGUCAGUAAUUGUUUGUGAAAUGAUAAACUAAUGUUAGACAUUGAAUUUUGGAGAGGCUAGAUUUCCACUGGAGUAAUUUUAAUCUUUCCUUUAAAAAUUUCAGUGUAUUUAACACAGCUAGUUUGUUUAUUGUUUAUUCAUAGCUCCCUUUUCACCUGCUUUCCUUCCCCAGGACUUGGCCAUGAGGGGUUUCUUAUAGUUUCUUUUAUCAAGGAGGAUAUUGAUGAUGAACUUCCUGUGAAUUUUGUGCAAUUGAAUUCUUUGCACAUUUCAUUCUCUGUGGGUGAGAAGGAAUAUGAGGAGGAAUACUAGAAUAAUACAAAAUGAAGAAACUCCCAGGAGCAGUUGUAAAUUUUACGUUAGCUGCAGGAUCACUAGUAACUUAUCUAAAUUCCGCUAACUAACCAAUUAUACUGAUUUGGCAUUUGCAGUGUUCUACCAAAUUCUGCCGUAUUCAUUAAGUGUUUGUAGAAUAGAAUUAAUACUAUGAUAUAGUGUAUGUGCUGUGCUGUUAUUUCUAGUGCCAAACAUGGUUAUUUAAAAAGUAGACUUAAAAUGAUUCAAUAAGAUGGAUGACAGGAUUGGAGAUCAUAAAGGAAAAACUUCCAGGAACAUGAGAAACCCUUAAACUUAAGUUACUGAUUUUAAAAGUAUGAGCAUUCGUCUUCCACUGAAGAGAUCAGCAAACAAUAUGGAAAUGGUGCUUUGCAAUGUGCCUACCUCAGUAUUUGAACUGGUGCAGAUGUCCAUUUCUAAACAGCAUUUCUUACCCAUUUCUUCACAUUUCCCUAGCCAAAAUGUUCUUCAUGUAAGCAUAGUGUGCCGAUCAAAAGGGCACUGGCCUAGUAAUUUUGAGACCUGGGCCUUGCUUCCAGCUUUGUACUUUUGAGCUGAACUCGGGCCAGUUUCUUAGCCUUGCCAGGCCUCAAUUUUUUUUCCGCAUUCUGGAAAAGUAUAGAAUUAGCAUGAGUGACCUAAGUGAUUCUGUAGUAAAAUCAGUUGUUAUCAGGUUCAUUACCAACUAGAACUUUGCCAGACCCAGAUUUUCUGGUAUCCCUCUUCCUUCAAUUAAAAAUCUGGAGUCUAGUCACCAAAAUUGCUCCACCUGCAAGCUAAAUAGCAGUUCUACUAAUUUAUAGUACCAUCAGGGAGUUUAUGGAGAGGAGCUUAUUAUUGAUUAGUGGUGAGAUGGGGGGAGAAUAAAAGAACCAGGUCUUGCCAGACUUUCAUAAACCAGAAGUGAUUUGCAUAUUUGUAAAUCUUAUAUAUAUUAGGAGAGAAAGAAAAGGAAGCUUAAGAAUGAAACUACCUCAUCCCUUAUGAAGUAAUACUUGGUUAAAUAGAUUGAAAUAACUGGUUCCUUCCUUUAUUGUCCUCACCUGUUAGUUGAUCAAGCUCUUACCCUAGUUGAUCACUGAUAAAUUUCUGAGGGAAGUGUGAGUUGCAUAUGUAGCAAUCCACUGAGUUGCAGUUUCAUAAUGAGGACUCUGGCAGGAAAAUACUGUGUUUAAGGUAAGCUACACAGGGCCACCACAGAAAUAUCUACUGCUGCUGAAUAGCAGCACUUAAGGUGAGUGAAAUAUUUUCAGUUAUUUAGCUGUAGAGAUAGACUUGCUAUACAUACAUAUCUCAGAAAAUAAGAUGCUACCAUGGAGGUGGAGGAAGGUACUAUAAUGCCUUCCUUAAAUUCUUUUCAAUUGUGAAAAUUAAAUGUGAUAUUAUCUCGAGUACCUGACACAUAACUUAAUAUUUGGUACCUAUUAUUUAUUCAACAAAUAUUGAUGGGCCGAGCACCAAAAAAAGAAGCUUCCCCAAAUCAGGUUGUUCUCAAGAGAUGAGAGCAGGUUACAGUCAACCUCUGUGGCCCUCUUACCUGUCAGGGACUUACAGUAUAGAUUUCUUAAAACAAUACCAGGUAAAAGGAGUUCCUGUCAGUCUGCCUUAACUAUUGCUUAACAAUGCCCUUUUGUUUCCUGAUACCCCUAUUUUCUUAUCCAGGACUGCCCAAAGAUUUAAAAAAAAAAAAAACCUUAAAACAAAGUUAUGGUUUUCUUCCAUUAAUUCCUUCAAUAAGAAAAUUUUUUUUUGGUUUUUUUGCCGUGGGUAUGCAGAGUAAGAUAUGGCCCCUAAUCUUGAAGAACUCUUAGGCUAUUUAUAUAGACUGACCAGAAAAUUUAUAAGUACAGUAGAGUGCCUGUAGGAGUGGCACUUUAGCUGCAGAGAAGGGUUAGGAAAGGGCUUUUAAGGAGCUAGUGGUGAAACUUGAACUAAGUCAUGAAAGGGGAACUUUACCAGGCAAAGAAGCAGUUGGGGGAGGUCUUUGCAGGCUGAUGGGAGCCAUGAGAGUGGUUUGGUGUGACUGCAGCCUAGAGUACACUUUGGGCCUGGACAGGGAGGCAAAGGGCCUUAUGUCUUUAUUAAGGAUGUUAAACAGAGUGAGAUGUUCACACUUGGGUUUUUGUAAACCCAUUCUGGAAGCAAUACGGAGGGUGGAUUAGAAGUAACAGGACCAGAGGCAGGGAUGCCUGUUAGGAGGCAGUUGUUAGACCAGGCAAGGAAUGAAAGAGGGCUUGGACUAGGACAGUAGGGAGGGAGAGAUGGGGACAUUUAUUAUCCAGAGAGAUUAGGUGUAGAGUCAGAGGAGUUAGUAAAGAGAUCGAGCUAGAAGGGAGGUAAAAGGCCAAGCUUUUCUUUUUUCUGGCCUAGAGAACUGGGUGGAAAUAGUGCCAUUCACCAAGAUUGAGACUAGAGGAGUAGGAGCAGGUGUGGGAGCCGGUUUGGAAAUUUUUUUUAAUUGUACUUUAGAUGAAGGUUUACAAAGCAAACAAGUUUCUCAUUAAACAACACAUAUUGUUUUGUGACAUUGGUUGCCAGGCGGUUUGGAACUUGUUGAUUUUAGAUUGUCCCCAGGAGAUGUUCAGUAGGCAGAUACGUGAAUGUGUCUGGAGCUCAGAGAAGAUUGCUGAGCAUCACCAGCUUAUAUAUGUCAUUAAAAUCGUGAAUUUGAAUGAGAAGUAGUACUCAUAGUGUGAAAAGAGAGGACUACUGAAGACAGAACUCAGGGAAACAUCAGUAAGUAAGGGAGAUGUUGAGAAAGGGAAGAGUGAAGAGAAGGGGGGAGGAACAGUUGUUAGGAAAGAGAGAUGCCACCCAAGCCAAGGAAGGGCUUUCAAGGAGGAAGGAGUGGUGGAGGACUAGUGGAGGGCCAGGGGUAGAACCCACAUCACCAGGAGAGAAAGAGCACAGGCUGCUCCUUCAGGAAGUCUGGUUUGCAGAGAAAUAGAAUCAGAACUAGAGGGAAAAGUAAAUAUCAUGCAUAGAGUUUCACUUGUAUAGUUGCAUUUCCACCCCAGGUGUACUGAAUCAGAAUCUACAGUUUAACAAGAUCCCCAGGUGAUUCUUAUGUAGAACCUGGGAACUUGUUAAAAUUCGGAUUCUCAGCAGAGAACUUGUUAGAAAUGCGUAUUCUCAGCAGGAGUUCAAGCCAGAAGAAACAGGUUCAAAGCCCUGCCUUCCAGUUCGCUGCAGUUCCCACCUUCUGCCCUAGCUCCCUGGCUCCUGGGAGAGAUUAAAAGCCUGUGUGGAAGAAGGUAGAACAAAUAGUGAACAUUUUAAAUGAGCUAUUUUCUAGUUGUAAGAUCUGGGACGUUAUGGCAAAACAUUUCCAAGCCUGUUGUUUUUUGUUUAGUUUUUUUGUGUGGGUGUGAAGUGGUAUCUCAUUGUGGGGUUUUGUUGUUUUAUUAUUUUUUUGCGUGUGUGUCCAUUUUUUUUAUUGUGGUAAAUAUGUAUGUAACAAAACAUUUCAACAAGCCUCUUAUUUUUUGACAGCCCUCAAUGCACAGUAGCAGUCCCAUCUUUUCACGGAUGGGCCUUUACAAAAUCUCUUACAUUUAUAUACAAAUGUGUAUGAUUUUCUCAUGUGUUAUGUUAUUGUCUCAGUAACCUGUUUACUCUUUAUACAAACUGUCCAAGGUAGGUGUUGCUAAGGCUGUUUGCCCAUGUUACAGAUAGACUGUAAAGUAAAUUAAUUAGGGGCCUGGCCCAGGCUUUGAAAGCAGUGCUUAGGUUUUUGUAUUUUAUGCCCUGCCCACUCUCUGUUACUGCUUCAGUGAUUUCUACUGUAGUUAAAACAUAAACUUGCAUGUUAGCUUUUUCUGUCCUAAAACAACUUGAAAUUGAGAUUUUAAAAUACAUGCUUUCCCACCCAAUAUGACUUACAUAUAAAGAUUUAUGCUAUAUUAAACUAUUUGCAUGUCAUACAGCCAGAAUUGCAGCUCAGUGUUUUACGUGUUAAUCUAUAGUUCUUUUUAUUUUUGUUACUUAAAAAAUUUAUCAAAGUAUAAUAUACAUAGAGAAAAGUACACAUCUCAUACACACAUAGCUCAUUGUAUUUUCACAAACUGAGCACACCCAUAUGAUCAGCACCCAGAUCAAGGAAAAGCACAGUAUCAGCUCCCUAGAAGCUCUCCUUCCAGCCCCUUCCAGUCAUUUUCCAUUCCCUUGGGAUAACUACCACCCUAAAUUCUAACAGCAAUCUCUAGUUCUUAAAGUCUGCAAUGUAAGUGUAUUCUUAUGCAAACUGAAAUCUCACAAGGAACAUUUGAUUUCUUGAUAUAUCCCAUGAGAAAUGUAAAAAGUGUCGCCCUGGCCCAGGCCAAAGACUGCAGCCCUAGUGCGAUGUCUGACCAAUGAAACAGGGUCCUUUUGUGGGAGGCAAAGUCCAGUCACUUCUUUAAUGCGACACUAGACACUUGCCUGACCCUUCGAGACUACCCUUUUACAUCUUCUUAUGGUUCUAGUGCCAAGAAUGUAUUUAAACUUUACCCUUUCUUUUUAUAAAAUGACAGUAUUGUGCUAAUCUCUCCUAAAUUGUUUCAGUUUAAAGGUAAGUGCUUUAUGUGAUUUUAAGUAGUUGUUGUCCGGAUGUGUAUAGAUUAAUUUUAAAUGUGCUUAAUAAGUGCAAAGUGCUAUAAUUCAUGGUGGUAUUUCUAGUGAAAACACCGUUUUCUAAUCUUGUUGUUGUUAGUUGCC